AUGGAAAACAGCGUAAAGCAACGUGCGGUCAGAGCAGACAGUCUGAACUUAGGAGAGGAGCCAGGUGGCCGCUCCUCCCCGGGACCCGCUUCCUGUCCAGCCAGCAGCGCCAGCAAACCAAAGACCAAUCCUGCGGAGGAGGCCGUUCGCCUUCCUGAAGAGAAAACUGUGAAAGCGAGGACACAGUCCAAUCCAGUUGUUCUGAGCCAUGCGUGUUCACGUGUGCACUCUGUCCCCGCGGGAGCCCUGGAGAAGUGGGCGCCGUGGGCUCCCGGAGGACGCCGGGCCUGGGUCUGUGUGCGCCCGCAUCCGUCAGACACUCCAGCGAGGGCAUCCAGCAAGGGCACCGGCUGCCGCUGCGCCCUGGGCGGGCGUCUCCCUGAUCCCGCGGGAAGGCGCCUAGACGCAGCUUUCUGA
Molecule: messenger RNA, 417 nt
Organism: Rangifer tarandus platyrhynchus (Svalbard reindeer)
Lineage: Eukaryota; Metazoa; Chordata; Mammalia; Artiodactyla; Cervidae
Source: the annotation of a GenBank genome assembly